AUGGCGACUAAAAAGAAACCACGACGUAAGUUGGCACUUGUAAUUGGGAUUGGUAAAUAUGACCAUUGUGAAGAAUUACAAAAUCCCGAAAAUGAUGCGAAUGACAUGUCAUCUGCUCUGGAGAUUAUUGAUUUCAAUGUUACAAAGAGACUACAUUUAAAACGAGCUGAGAUGCAACAUGUUAUUAUUGAUUUCGAAAACUCAAUAGAACAAGGCGAUAUGGUCCUCUUUUAUUUUGCUGGGCAUGGGGUACAAUGGGAAGAUCAAAAUUAUUUGAUACCAAAAGACAUUCCAACUUUGGAUGGUGCAGCUUUAAACAAGAGUGCAAUCAAUGCACAACAUAUUCUUGACACUUUAAGUGAUCACAAUCCAUAUGUAACAAUAUUUCUAUUGAAUUGUUGUAGAAAGUAUCAUUUACGUAAUCCUGAGGUAGACACACGUGGUCCAGAUGCAAGUAAUUCGAAAUCGGUAGGCCUCAAAGCUAUGAGCAAGGCUGGUUCAUUGAUUGCAUUUGCUUGCGCACCUGGAACUAUAGCCAUUGAAGGAAAAGGACAGAGAAAUGGCUUAUUCACCAAGCAUCUUUUGAAACAUAUUACAACUGCGAAUGAAGAUAUUCGAAUGAUAUUAAGUGAUGUAACAGAUGGAGUAAUACAAGAGUCGAAAUUAAAACAAAUUCCGUUUGUGAGUGGAUCAUUAUCAAAGAAGAAUAUAUAUUUAUAUGGUCAACGGCGAGAUCAACCACGUGAACCAGAACAGCCACAAGACUUAUUACAAAUAUCGGAUCAGGAUCUACAAUUGAAUGAGGAAAUUGGUCGUGGAGCAUUUGGAACAGUUUACCGAGCUCGA
Molecule: messenger RNA, 846 nt
Organism: Rotaria sordida
Lineage: Eukaryota; Metazoa; Rotifera; Eurotatoria; Philodinida; Philodinidae
Source: the annotation of a GenBank genome assembly